ACAAUUAGCAGCAGAAAUUCUUCUAAGAUUUUUUAACUUGCAUAAAGUGAAGUUGCAGAGGCCAGCUUGCAUGUCUUUGUGCAGGCUGACGACCUUGACAUUUUGAGGGGGCGGGGCGAGGAGGAGUGACAAUCGAGAGGGCGUGGCUUUGACCUCGGUCAAUCAUAAAACCACACAGCUCAACUUUGUUCUUCCCCACUCACAACCGGAGUCGCAAGACAGACUGAGGCUUCUCACUUACGAGGAUUAAGACAACCCAGUCAAAAUGGUGAAAGUUGGAAUCAAUGGAUUUGGCCGCAUCGGGCGUCUGGUGACCCGUGCUGCUUUCACCUCCAAAAAGGUGGAGAUUGUGGCCAUCAAUGACCCUUUCAUCGACCUGGAGUACAUGGUCUACAUGUUCAAGUAUGACUCCACCCACGGCCGCUUCCAUGGUGAGGUCAAGGUUGAGGGUGACAAGCUGGUCAUCGAUGGACACAAAAUCACCGUUUUCCACGAGAGGGACCCCGCUAACAUCAAAUGGGGGGAUGCUGGAGCCCAGUACGUGGUUGAGUCCACUGGUGUGUUCACGACCAUUGAGAAGGCCUCUGCUCACUUGAAGGGUGGUGCCAAGAGAGUCAUCAUCUCUGCACCCAGCGCUGACGCUCCCAUGUUCGUCAUGGGCGUCAACCACGAGAAGUAUGACAACUCCCUCCAGGUUGUUAGCAACGCUUCCUGCACAACCAACUGCCUGGCCCCCCUGGCCAAGGUCAUCAACGACAACUUCGUCAUCAUUGAGGGCCUGAUGAGCACAGUUCAUGCCAUCACUGCCACCCAGAAGACUGUGGACGGACCCUCCGGCAAGCUGUGGAGGGACGGCCGUGGUGCCAGCCAGAACAUCAUUCCCGCCUCUACUGGUGCUGCCAAAGCUGUCGGCAAAGUCAUCCCUGAGCUCAAUGGCAAGCUGACCGGCAUGGCCUUCCGUGUCCCCACCCCCAACGUGUCCGUGGUUGACCUGACAGUCCGUCUGGAGAAACCCGCCAAAUACGAAGACAUCAAGAAGGUUGUGAAGGCCGCAGCUGAUGGACCCAUGAAGGGCAUUCUGGGAUACACAGAGCACCAGGUCGUCUCCACAGACUUCAACGGUGACGCCCGCUCCUCCAUCUUUGAUGCUGGUGCUGGCAUCGCCCUCAAUGACCACUUUGUCAAGCUGGUCACAUGGUACGACAACGAGUUUGGGUACAGCAACCGUGUCUGCGACCUGAUGGCCCACAUGUCUACCAAGGAGUAAACCAACCAGCCGAUCGCUCGUCACUGCACUAUGCCACAUUCUCCUGAUACCGGAGUCAUACAUACGCAAUAGAGCAUUGUGUUAUCUAUGACGCUGCCUGUUUCCUUAGUGAUAGUUGACUACAACCAGAUGCCUGAGGAAAGGUCCCACAGAAACAAACGAAAAGAUUUAAAUUGGUGACCAAUUCUUUUUUUGUAUUUGUUCCCGGUUCUGUUCUUGUGUGAGAUGGAGUGAAGGUGUGAGUCCUUGUCUGUAGUAUUGAAUUACUGCAGUCAGUUUUGGAAUAAAGUCCUCUGUGAGAAUC
Messenger RNA from Sander lucioperca (pikeperch), 1571 nucleotides. RefSeq names its product glyceraldehyde-3-phosphate dehydrogenase (gene gapdh). The coding region runs from base 266 to 1267 and encodes 333 amino acids. The transcript is spliced from 12 exons. Lineage: Eukaryota; Metazoa; Chordata; Actinopteri; Perciformes; Percidae. Gene Ontology annotation, molecular function: NADP binding; NAD binding; oxidoreductase activity, acting on the aldehyde or oxo group of donors, NAD or NADP as acceptor. The record is from RefSeq and is a predicted model, not a curated record. Gene Ontology annotation, biological process: glucose metabolic process.